AUGGUGAACGAGAAUUACAAAGAUAUUGUAAAAAAGUUUAAAGAGGUGAACUUGCGCCUUCUUUGGUCACCGCACAUUGGCAAUAAGCCUAAGCACAUGCCUUGUCUGAAUGCAUGUACAUUCAGUGGCGGAUCUAAGGAGAAAUGUGACUCAAUGCUAUCAUCACUGCCUACGAAGAACAGGAAUAAAUUGUUCUAUGACUGGCUCUUGUACAAUGUUGAUGGGAGAGUUUAUCAAAUGAUCCUGGAUGCUUUCCAGUCUAAUGCAACAUUUGAAAGAAUGGAUUACAUAUCGUUGCUAGUUGUGGCGGGACUGGUCGUCAUCUGUGUCAUCAUCUGUCUGAUUGUCGCCAUCUCCAGAAGGAAGAGAGCUCCACCCGGAAGUCAAAUUGUUGAGAUUCGAAAUGUAGAUGAAAGCGACAACCCGCCAGUCUUACCACAAUUUCAACAACAGCGUCAACAAACAUCGGCGGAAUUAGCAGCCGGAGCAGCGGCGACAGCAUCCGCUUUCGGCGUCGGACUGCGACCACCGAGAACUUUCAACAACCCCCCCCAACCUGCUCUCUCUCAUCAACGCCAACACUAUGGGCGGGGCCAAGUCACGCCAGAGACUCCGCCCCCUACCUAUUCAAUUCUCGAGCGAGAUGUCAGUUUCAGGAGCUACAUCAGUCAGACCAGUAGUCAAUUUGAAGUACCGCCAGAUUACCUGGAAGAGGAAGAAGAUGCUGAUAACUUAGCGGCCAACGACACAACUUUCACUCGAAUUUCUCUCAACGCAACCACCAUUCCAGAAGAUUCCACCGUUGAUUUAAUAAGCAGCUGCGUUGCUCCAGCCGUGACGUCAUCAUCAGCCGGAGCUGCAACUACUGCUGCUGUUAAUUUUAAAGCUAAACCGGCUAAGCAGCUUUUUGGAAAGUCGUUGAAGAGUAAAACUUUGCAGUCUUCUUCGAACAGUAGCUCCGGGUCGAUGUUUAAUAAAAAUAUCGUCGAUAGAGGAAGUAAGAGAGCCUUAUCAAGGACUCACAGAUCCAGAUCAGAUGCUAGUAGUGUUGUCAAGAGUAAAAAGAUAGGAGCUUCUGGAGAUACGAGCAGGAGCGCUUCAACGUCGACGACCGCCAGCCAUAAUAAUAAUAAUAGUAAUAAUAAUAAUAAUAAUAAUAAUAAUAAUAAUAAUAGUAAUAAUAGUAAUAACUCCCUCGAUGAUACUUUGCAGCCACUUUUGUCUAAAUCCUCAUCAACCUAUAAACAUAAUAACAACAAUAAUAAUAAAAAUAAUGAUAAUAAUAAUAAUUUAAAUAUUAAUAAUAAUAAUAAUAAUUUAAAUAUAAUUAAUAGUAAUAAUAAUAAUAAUUUAAAUAUGAUUGAAAAUAAUAAUGGUGAUGAUGAUGGUGAAUGUGCGAAUGUAUUUCGCGAGGGUCGUGAAGAUGUAAUAUUAAAGAGAGCAGCUCAACACCGCGUUGUGUCAUCAUCAUCAACAACAACAUCAACAACAACAUCAACAACAACAUCAACAUCAACAACAACAUCAACAACAACAACAACAGUACCAACAUCACCAACACGAAAUUCAAUGCCGGUAAAAGUUUCAAGUCCAGUUAUUAAGAAGCAAACAUCAAGACAAGCAACUGAUGUUUGAGACUGCCUGUGUAUGUUUGUUUCAGUGUGUGUGAGUGUGUGUGUCUGUGUGUGUGUGGUGUGUGUGCGUGUGAGUGUGUGUGAGUGUAUACAUACAUACAUACAAACAUACUUACAUACAAACAUACAUACAUGCAUGCAUGCAUACAUACAUACAUACAUACAUACAUACAUACAUACAUACAUACAUACAUACAUACAUACAUAUAUAUUAUAUAUGUAUGUUAAUGUUAUGCAUAUAUAUGUACAAUGUAUAAAUAAUUUAGAUAAUUGUCAAAGUGCCUAUAAAAUUGAUUCCUGAUAAUGAACUUACACUCACACACACACACAUACACACACACACACGCAACACAUACGCAAACACACACACAUACAUACACAAAUAUAUACUUCGCUAUUUAAUUACAACCUCAAUCUUUCCAUUCCUAAUUCAUUGCUCAAUCAAUAAAUAUAAACUAUACAAAUUACUUUCAUUUAAAAGUUAUUUAAAACGUCAUUUUCAAGUUUAUUCAAUAUUUUGUAAUGUUUGAUAAAUUAUUUGUAUAUAUAUAUAUUUAUGUGUGUGUGUGUGUGUGUGUGAGUGUGUGUGUGUGUGUGUGUGUGUGUGUGUCAAACGAGUUAAUUCUUCUUUUAAUUUAUUUGAAAUCAACAUUCUCAAAGAAUUUUAUUUUCAAGUUCAUUUUAUGUUUUUAAUGCAUUCGUUUUGAAAAAAAAA
Messenger RNA from Helobdella robusta, 2349 nucleotides. RefSeq lists its product as hypothetical. The transcript has 10 exons. NCBI's taxonomy places the organism in Eukaryota, Metazoa, Annelida, Clitellata, Rhynchobdellida, Glossiphoniidae. The record is from RefSeq and is a predicted model, not a curated record. The coding region runs from base 1 to 1635 and encodes 544 amino acids.